This is a messenger RNA of Equus quagga, 3289 nucleotides long. Its product is annotated as L-gulonolactone oxidase. Gene Ontology annotation, molecular function: D-arabinono-1,4-lactone oxidase activity; FAD binding. The record is from RefSeq and is a predicted model, not a curated record. Lineage: Eukaryota; Metazoa; Chordata; Mammalia; Perissodactyla; Equidae. The transcript is spliced from 12 exons. Gene Ontology annotation, cellular component: membrane. Bases 129 to 1451 code for a protein of 440 amino acids.
CCCUGAGUGCCGAGGUUGCUGUGCUGCCUGCUCGGGCCCCCUGGCUGCGCCUCUGCACCCCACUGCCCAGUGCUCUGUUCCUGGAGGAAGCAAGAGUCGACCAAGUCCACUGACCCACCACUGGAAGCAUGGUCCAUGGGUACAAAGGGGUCAAGUUCCAAAACUGGGCCAAGACCUAUGGCUGUUGCCCAGAGAUGUACUAUCAGCCCACAUCCGUGGAGGAGAUCAAAGAGGUGCUGGCCCUGGCCAGGCAGCAGAACAAGCGGGUGAAGGUGGUGGGCGGCGGCCACUCGCCCUCGGACAUCGCCUGCACCGAUGGCUUCAUGAUCCACAUGGGGAAGAUGAACCGGGUCCUCCAGGUGGACACAGAGAAGAAGCAGGUGACGGUGGAGGCCGGCAUCCUCCUGGCCGACCUGCACCCACAGCUGGACAAGCACGGCCUGGCCCUAUCCAACCUGGGAGCCGUGUCAGAGGUGACUGCAGCUGGCGUCAUUGGGUCUGGAACGCACAACACGGGGAUCAAGCACGGCAUCCUGGCCACCCAGGUGGUGGCGCUGACCCUGCUGACGGCCGACGGGACCAUUCUUGAGUGCUCCGAGUCAAGCAACGCAGAGGUGUUCCAGGCGGCGCGGGUGCACCUGGGCUGCCUUGGAGUCAUCCUCACCAUCACCCUGCAGUGUGUGCCCCAGUUCCACUUGCAGGAGACCUCCUUCCCCUCAACCCUGAAAGAGGUUCUUGACAACCUGGACAGCCAUCUGAAGAAAUCCGAAUACUUUCGCUUCCUCUGGUUCCCGCAUAGUGAGAAUGUCAGCAUCAUCUACCAGGACCACACCAACAAGCCCCCCUCCUCUUCAGCCAGCUGGUUUUGGGACUAUGCCAUCGGAUUCUAUUUACUGGAGUUCCUGCUCUGGAUCAGCACCUUCCUGCCGGGCCUCGUGGGCUGCAUCAACCGCUUCUUCUUCUGGCUCCUGUUCACCGGGAGGAAGGAGAACAGCAACCUGAGCCACAAGAUCUUCAGCUACGAGUGCCGCUUCAAGCAGCACGUCCAGGACUGGGCCAUCCCCAGAGAGAAGACCAAGGAGGCCCUGCUGGAGCUGAAGGCCAUGCUGGAGGCCAACCCCAAGGUGGUGGCCCACUAUCCGGUGGAGGUGCGCUUCGCCCGGGGGGACGACAUCCUCCUGAGCCCCUGCUUCCAGAGGGACAGCUGCUACAUGAACAUCAUCAUGUACAGGCCCUACGGCAAGGACGUGCCGCGGCUGGACUACUGGCUGGCCUACGAGACCAUCAUGAAGAAGGUCGGGGGCAGGCCCCACUGGGCCAAGGCCCACAACUGUACCCGGAAGGACUUUGAGAAAAUGUAUCCUGCCUUUGCGAAGUUCUGUGCCAUCCGAGAAAAGCUGGACCCCACUGGGAUGUUCCUGAAUGCGUAUCUGGAGAAGGUGUUCUACUGAAGCAGAAACAGAAAAUAAGUCCAACCCGCCCCAUCCCGUCCCCCAGGCCCGUCUCCAGUGAGCUUGCAGGCUCAGUGUCCCACCGGCCUGACGGGGAGAGACCUCUCCCCGACCCCGGGCCCUCUGCUGCCGCACUGCAGCUGCUCCGACCCACGGGGAUGAGCCUGGAUCUGGGCAAGCUCCUUCCCCCCUCCUUUGUCCUCACAGCAAACCAUGCAAGGAAGAGUGCCCACAUCCCCGUGUACCUCUCCAUGUGGCACCCCCUUUUCCUGAGCCUACGAUCACCACAUCCUGUUUUCCCAGGAGAUAGAGAAGCCCCAAAAUGUUGUGUGUGUCUAGGAGGUUGGGAAUUCAGUCGUUCGUAGGUUCUACCUGCCAGCUGGAUGUCUGUGGCUCCAGAGGUCCCCUCUCCAGUCCUCUUAGGCAGGGGCCCCCUUGGCAUGUGUUUGGGCACAGAAGUCAUGUGUACUGUGCUCUCCUUUCUUUCACUCUUGUGGGUCUUUCAAAUGCUCAGGUGAGUGGCCCCUGCCCUGGGACUGCCAUCUUCCAGGUGGUUUCCCCUGUCCGUCUGACCUCCCAUAGCCUGACCCUAGGCGUGUCUGUUUCAGGGGGUGUUUGAGGAGUGGGACUCUCCUUGUCUUCUCUUUAAUAAAGGGCAAGAACUGACUCACUCUCUGCCCCCCUCUUCCCCUCUGAGGCAGUCCUCUGGGAGCAGGAGGCUCUCUGAUGCCUGGCUUCCCUCUGGACGUAAUGGCCCUUGGACUUUUCUGGAAGAUGCUCCUCAUAUUCCUUUUGCAAACUUAGUUUCAAUUUGUGUCUGACAUACCACGCUUUGUGGUUCUUCUUUCAGGGAGCUUUUGUUGAAUAUCUACUAGGGGCCAAGUGCUUUGGAGGAAUUAAAAGAGCCCAAAGCAGGUUCCUGGCCUCAAGAAAUUUAUAUUCUAAUCACAUAUCUCAUAACAGGUUACUAUCUAGAAUAUAUAAAGAACUCCUACAACUCAACAACAAAAAACCAAACAAUCCAUCAAAAAUUGGGCAAAGGACUUGAAUAGACAUUUUUCCAAAGAUAUACAAUUGGUCAAUAAGCACAUGAAAAGAUGCUCCAUAUCACCAACCAUAAAGGAAAUGCAAAUAAACCACAAUGAGAUACCACUUCUCACCCAAUAGGAUCACUAUUAUCCAAAAAACAGAGAAACAAACAGAAAAUGCCAAGUGUUGUUGAGGACGUGGAGAAAUUGGAAUCCUUGUGCAUUGCUGGUGGGAAUGUAAUAAAAUGGUGCAGCCACUGUGGAAAAUGCUAUGGUGGUUCCUCAGAAACAUUAAACAUAGAUCUACCACACGAUCCAGCAGUUCCACUUCUGGGCGUGCACCCAGCAGAACUGAAAGCCGGGACUUGAACAGCCACUUGAACACCCAGGCUCAUAGCAGCUUGUUCACCGUGGCCAAGAGGUGGAAGCAAUACAAGUGUCCGCUGAUGGGCGAAUGGGUAAACAAGACAUGGUAUAUAUACACAGUGGAAUAUUACUCAGCCUUAAAAAGGGAGGGAAUUUUGAUACAUGCUACAGCAUGGAGGAACCUUGAGGAUGAAUGCUAAGUGAAUUAAGCCAAACACAAAAGGACAAAUACUUUAUGAUUCCACUUAUAUGAGGCACCUGGAGUUGUCAGAUUCCUAGGGACAGAAAGUGGAGUGGUGGUUGCCAGGGCUGGGGGAGGGGGAAUAGGGAGUAAGUGUUUAACUGGCACGGAGUUUCACUUUGGGAAAAUGAAAAAGCUCUGGAGAUGGAUGGUGGCGAUGGUUUCACAGCAAUGUGAAUGUACUUAAUGCCGCUGAACUAUAC